Molecule: messenger RNA, 11134 nt
Organism: Leptopilina heterotoma
Lineage: Eukaryota; Metazoa; Arthropoda; Insecta; Hymenoptera; Figitidae
Product: centrosome-associated protein 350-like
Exons: 14
Coding region: 693-8735 (2680 amino acids)
Biological process (GO): microtubule anchoring
Cellular component (GO): centrosome
Molecular function (GO): microtubule binding
Source: RefSeq, a predicted model, not a curated record
AGUGUGAUAGUGUAAUUCGCGUCUAUUUCGGGUAAAGUGUAAAUUUACAUUUCCGACGGUGGAAAAAAUGACUACCCUUCGGUCGGUGUAAAUUAGCAUAGCCUCUAAAUUUGCCACUAGUUUGUAAUUUUUUCAAUUAAUUAUACGAUUUCUAUUUCCUUGUUUCUCGAAAACUUUUGUCCCAUAUUAAUUGUCGUUUAAGCCUUUACAAUUAAUCCAUUGUAAUAGUUUUAAUAUAUAUUUAUCAAAAGGAAAGUAUUAUAAUUUUCAAUAUUUCUUUGUUGAACCAAGCAACCGUUAAAGGCCUUCACAAUAUUUACUUAUCUUAAAUAAUUUUAAAUUUUAUAAACAUUAUUUACUAGAAAGGUUUUCUAAGUAUUAUAAAUAUAAAUUAUAAUAAAUUUCACACUUUGAAAUUAGACCAUGUCUAUACGGCCAGUCAACUGGCAGAAUAAGGUGGUUUAAUUAUUUGCCCAGUGACUAGAAAUAAGGGAAAAACUGGCAGAAUAAGAUGAUUAAAUAAUUCUGCCAGUGCACUGGCAAAAUAAGAUGGUUUUACUAUUUGGCCAUUGUAUUAAUAAAGCGCCCAUCAGAUGUAUGGAUUAUAUAUUACUAACAUUCCAAUAAAAUUGGAAAUAUUAAAAAUCAAUAAUGAUUGAAGAAAAUUAUGCUGGGAUGUAUGAAAGAAAAGCAUGAAGAAUUGUCAAUGCAUGGAUGAUCAUAAUUAUAAAAAGCAACAUGCAUCGAAUAAUUCAGACGAUAGUGCAGAAAAAAUUAAGACAUCUAUAAUUUCAGAUGUUCCAAAGAUUUCUGAAAAUGAGGCAGGAUGGAAUAAAAAUCUAAAUAAAUUAAGUACGGAAAAUUCAGUGGAUUCUCGAGAUGAAACAGUUAAAGGAGAAAAUUUUAAAACUUGUUUAGAUUACAAUCUUGUAAAACCAUAUCCAUUUAGUUUCAUAACAGCAGUGAAAAGAAAAUUUGCUUUGAAUGAGCAAAGUGACAUUUGUAAAAAGAUUCGUGAACUGGAAGAGAAUAAAGAAAAGAUAAUUUCCAAUGAGUUUAAUGAAAUUACAACUAAAAGACAAACUAAUUGUCCAUCGAAAGAAAAAAUGGAUUUUAUAAAACCACUAAAAGUACCGGAUUUAAAAAUUUCACCAAAAACCAUUGAUUAUCCUACGAGAGAAAGUUCCUCUAUAAGUGAAGUUUCUGCUGUAAAAAAGUUUAACAUGAUUUCGAAAGAUAACGUACAAAAGGAAGUUAAAUUAUCAAAAUCUUCUGAUCGAGUUCAACGCAAGUUAGAUUUCUCUUCUUCGGAUACAUCUAUUUUACAGAAUGAUGGCCACGAUAAUGACGAUGAUGAUAAUGAAAGGAUAAAUCCAUCGGACGUGUCAGUUUUGUCAAGUUUAAUAAAGAAAAAAGAUCAUCCCAGAGACAAUUCCAGAGAUAAAGAAAAUAGAUCCAAAAGAAUCAAAAAGGAUGAUUCGAGUUCAACAAAAACUGACAGUUUUUCACAAGAUGUAUCGAAAAGAUUGAAAAAUACAAAGUGUAUUUCAAAAAGAGACACUCCUGAAUUGGUUUUCAAAAAAAUUGGCACCGAACGUUUUCUUUGUCACACACCCAAAGUUAGUGAUUUUGGACUGAAAAAAUCGAGAAAUAAACACUUUGCAACUUCAACAUUGAAAAAAGACGAAGACAAAAAAUACCGCUGCUCAAAUAUUCAGUAUUCUAAAUCAUUAAAGGAUAAGUCAUUAAAAUUAAAAGGUAAAUUUAUCAAUAGUGAGUCAAUAAAUUUAUCCGAGAGAAGUUCAAGAUUUCAAGAUAGAGUUUCAACAAAAGAAUCCUAUAGCGACACAUUUACAGAGUCCGAUGAUUGGAAAAGCAGAGACGAAAACAAUUUACCAAUUUCUUCAAGAAUCGAAGAGGAAGAGAACAAAUCAAUUCCAGAUAGUAGACAUUCCAAACAAUCAAGACCCUCAAACUAUAAUCACAAUCGAGAACUUGAAGUUAUAUCUAAGGAACAAAUAAUGAGAAUUCCCAGUAAACAUAAAUACAGCAAUAGUAAAAUUGAUUCAGUUUAUAGUCUUUCAACUUCAGAUAUAUUAGAGGAGGCGGAGACUGCUUCUGAUUCUAAUAUCAGUUAUUCGAAACAUCAAACCGAAAGUGAACCUUGUGAGACAUUUUCUCAAGCGUCAAAAGUUAAGGAAAUUAAGGUACCAUUGCAGAAUUUAAUUCAUCAAUCGAGUGAACAAAAUAUUUCUAGAAUUGCGGAGAAGGAAUUUUUUAUUCCCCAGAUUAGUGCAAAAAGUGACAAUUCAUCACUUAACAAUACGACCAAUGAGGAAAUGAACACUGAAUCACAAAUUUCAGUUGACACAUCUUUGUCUGAAAGGCUUCUUGAUCCUAGAAGAAUAUCAUUUAGGGAUAACAGUUAUUCGCAGCAAAAUGAAUUUUCGGAUUUGGUUACUCCGGACAUGAAUUUAAUGCUUCGGUCAAAAAGAAGACGACAAUUUCCACAAAGUAGUCACAAGGAGUCACCACACAAAAAUGUUAAAAAUAAACAGACGAUUGUAAUGGAAACUGAAGAAAAAAACAGUCAAUCGUUGCACCCUGCAGUUUUGAAAAUAAAGCAUCAAGCGGAAGAAAGACAACUUAAUACAAUUGAAUCUAUGCGUCAAGCUGCUUACGAAAGUAAUCUUUAUAAUUCGAGUUGUGAAGAAGGAAUGCAGAGUGAAGAAACAGUGAAUAAUGAGAUUAGAAAGCAAUUAGUUGCAUUACGAAGUGAAGCAAAUGAAGAAAUAAAUAAAGAGGAAAUUCGUUCCAUUAAUAAAGCUCUUCACAAUGCAGAUAAUUGCUUUGUAAAUAAAAUAACAACAAAAGGGUCCACAGUGUUGAAGAAAAGUUUAGAGGAAAAUUUAACAAAAAAUUUGUCUGACAAGAUUGAUAGUAAUUAUGUUGAUAAUAAUCUUAAGUUAAUUGUUAAAAUGGCCGAAGUUCAAACUCAAACGGCAAAUGAUAUUGCUACACAAACAGAUAUUAAUUUCUAUCAAUCGAGAAUGCUUAAGAAACUCGAAGAACUUUCUGGCAUUACUUAUGAAAGAGGAGUUGUUAGUGCAAGGGAUAUUCCAGAAUUUUCCCUAGAAUCUUUAGAUAGAGAUAAAGAUUUUGGUCAACUAGAUGAUAUUUCAUUAGCGAGUAGAAUGAAAACAAUGUCUGAAAUAAGUUUACACGAAACUACAUCGUCUAUAAAGACUGAAAGCGGUACAGAAAUAAGUAUAUCAACUAGAGAUGUAACUUGCUCAUUUAAUAAAGACUUAGCGCUUGAAAUGGCUCAACUUGUACAGGACGAAAAGCAAAGAUAUGAUAAAAUUCAAAUGCUGUUCAAAUCGCAUGAAAAAACGCUUAAUGAUCGAACGAAAAAAAUAGUAAAACUAGAAGAGCAGAAGCGUCAAUUGAGAGAUACUGGUCAAGAUAGUCGGAUAAGCUCCAUUAAAAAGAAACAGCGCGCUUUGCUGUUGAAGCUUCAACAGGAGAAAGACGAAAUGAAUAGGUUAAAGGAACUUCACAAAAUAGCGAGCCAGGAACGAAAACUUAUGUUACAAAAACAUAAAGAUAUGUUUAAUCCUGAAAUGUCGACGAAAAAUAUUUUAACUAAACUCAAGAGAAGUGCAGACUGUCAAUCCCCACGACGUUUAUCAGGUCCAAUGAAGGGUUACGAUAUUCGUAGUAAUAGUUCCAUGAGCUCAUUAGUUGAUUCAGAUAAAUCGCAAUUAGACAGAUCUCAACUGGACAUGAAGCUCAAGACAUGCGAUACUAAUUUUCAAAAAAGUAAUAAACAGUUUUUAAAAGUGAAUGUUGAUGGCGUUACGACUGAGUUUCAUAAAUGGAAUAGCGAUAAUUUGGAGACUAUUAAUGUUAAGAAUGGCGAAACUGUAUCCAACAUUUGUAAACCAUAUAUUGUAAAGCCUGUUAAAAAUGCCAAAUAUGAUAUUAAAUCUCGCAAAUUUGAAGAGAAAAUGCCCGGAGGCGAUGUUUUACGUCAAAUUGAAUUGCACUCGAAAUUAAAACGCGAUUAUCUUUGUGAACUGCCUGAAUCGAGUAAAGAAAGUGAGAAUCUUUGUUCGCCAAAAUCUAGUGAGAAGAUACCUGAUUCUGAUACAGAUUCGAGAAAAUCGAAAAAUAUAAGUGUAGAUCAUGAUAUUUUGAAAAAUCGAACACAAAGAAUAAAUUCCGAUUCUGAUCUUAAUGAUAGACUAAAGAAGGGACAAACAUCAGCCGUUGUUGACGAAUUUUUACAAAUAAAUUCGAAAUAUUCAAAGAAAAUUGAGAAGGACGUGUCUGCAGAUAAAGGCACUUUUAAAAAAAUUGAACACACUCCAGACGGGAAGCCAAAUUCCAAGCGUAAAGUUUACAAAAAUCAGAAGACAAAAGUAGCCGAUGAUUCGUUGGAUAAUACCUUAAAAUCAAAAAGCGAUUUACAAAUUUGCCAAGAACUUUCUGGACAUCAUAAUAAACGUUCGAAAUUAGAUACCGAACAAUCAGAUGACAAUUAUCAUAAUUCAAUUUUGGAAAAAUUCGACUUUAGUGAGAGUCAAAAUUCUUUGCAUGCUUUAUUGAAACACUCAAAGGAAGUGAAUGACAAAAAUUAUCAACUUCUAAGAGAUAUUACCAGCGAUUCAGAGGACAGAGGAAACAUUGAGACCUUCGAUGCACUAGAUAAAAGGGGUGAAGAAGCAAACAAUUUUUCCCAAAAGGAUAAAGUUGGUAAUUUGUCAACAAGAUCUCAAGUGAGUACAUUGACAAUUUCCCGUCACAGUUCAGGCGACAGUGAAAAGAGUUAUUCCAGAUCUGUUGUUAUUCGAUCACACGAUCAUCGUAUUAAAACGUCCAAGAAACUCGAACAAAUUUUAAAUGCACGUGAAGCUGCACUCGCUUCGCGCAGAAGUUGCGUUGAAGAGUGGAUCGCCUGGCACACUAGACUUCGUGAAGAAGAAAGUCGCGUGGCACGCAUGGAACAAGCUGCCUAUAAACUUGUUAAUGCAACUUCAAAAGCACUUUUUUAUCAUGAUACUAGCGUUUCAUCCGAGGCUAGUGAUGUAGAAGGACGAAUUGAUGCUUUGGCGCAAAAGUUAGCAGAUCGUCGUGCAGAGAUGGCGAAAUUAAAGAAAGAAGCCAAAAGACAAGCGAAACAGAGGCUUCGUGCUAUGGAAGUCAGUUUACUCAAUCAAAUUAAGAAAUACGAUGCAACUAUCCAUGAAAUGCGCAAAACAUUAGAAACGAAGAAGGAGAGUAUGAAAAAUUGUGAAAAAAUGCCAAUUGAAUCAAAAUCAGUUUCCGACUUUAGAGUACCGAAAAUUCCCAUUAAAAAGAUUCAUGACAUUUGUAAAAGCAGUGAUUUAUUGCCGCAACCGGAAUCUGAAGAAGAUAUUCAAGAUAAAAUUGCUCAAAGUACGAAAUUAUUGAGAAACCGUUUAAAUGACCACGAGAUCACGAAGCAUUCAAAUUUUCCCAUCAGUAACGAAUUGAAUCAACGAACUCUCGAGGAAAUUGAAAAUCUAAAAUCAUUCAAUGAAGACACAAAUAAAUCUUGUCAAUCUAGGAGUGAAUUUAAUUCUUCAUCACGCAGGAGUAAUCAACACUUAGAUCAUUCAAAAAAUCAUUCACAUCUUCAAGUUACAAAUAGUUCCGAGUCUAAAAAUAAUUCACACAAUAUUGUAGAAAAAUCAACAACAAAAGAAAAUCAAUUAAGUAACACAGAGAAAGACAAAUAUUUGGAUUCAGUGGCAUAUUCCAUUGAAAAUGAAAUACCAACAAAUUCUUCGGAAAAUAUUUCUUUAUCAUUUUCGAAAAAAUUGGAUUCCUUGGGAGCAAAUGGAAAAAAUUUAAAUGACGAUAUAAGUGUUCUGGAAAGUGAUCUUAAAACACUUUCAGAAAUGAUGCUUCAGAUUAGUAGCAAAAAGUCAAUUAAUAAAUUAACAACCCUCAAUCAGAGUGAAAAUACAUGCAGCCAGAAGCAAUCUUUUCAAGAACCAAAUUUUGAAUUGAAUAAAAAUUUAUCUGUAUCUCUAUUAACAAAAACCGAUGUUAUUGAUGACGCUGACAGUAUUAAUGAAGUUGACGAUAUUAUUUCCAAUGAUGAUAAAAUAGAUGAAAGUUUCGAGGACAAGUUAUCGAAAAAAAUUGACUUUAAAGCAAAGAGUAAAGAGAUACUAAAUGAAAUUGAGAAAUCGAUAAUAUGCGAUCAUAUGAAAACUUUAGAAAUUCAAGCUCAUCAAACUUUUGAAGAAGGCUUAGACAAUCUACAAAAGAAAAGCAAAAUUUUGUCAAGUGAUUUACUUUCAUUGGAGGAUGAUACGAAAUCAAUUUCGGAAAUUUUAUCAGAAACUGCUGAAAGUAAAAGUGUGUCUGAAAAUACAAGUGCCAUGUACGAUAAUGAAAUAUCAAAGUUUUUGAAAGAACAUUCGAAUAAUUCGGAAAAUAAAUUUAUCGAAAAUAAUGAAACAUUAAUAUUUAAUAAACUUCAAAAUACAAGUGAAAAUUUAGAAAAUUUACCAAGAAGCCAAUGUGUGAAAAAUAAUGGCAACUGUCAAGAAAUUCAAGAAAAAAGUAACACAGAAGAGUAUACAGCGAUAUUGGAGAAUUCAGAAGAAAAUAAAUUAAGUGAGAAAUCGACGAAAACCACAUACGAAUCGAAAGUUUCGUCUCCAGAAUUUAGCGACGUUGAAAGUUGUGUUGAUUUCAUUAAAGAAAAAGAUUCACCAAUUUUUGAUUCACUUGAAUUUUCAAGUCCAUUUAGAGACGAACAAAUAAUUCCUUCUCGAGAAAUCGAAAAAUCACAAUCUGAAGAAGAAAUACCAAAUGUCGAAGAUCAAUCAAAGAGCGUGGAGAAAAUAGAAUCUGAUUCAUUAUUAAAUUUUGGAGACAAAUUAAUAAAUGUCGAAAAAAUUACAUCUAAUUCGGAAAAAGAAGUAAUUAGCGAGAUUCUAAACUCAAACGAAACUGUAAGUACAAAUGGUUCGAAUGAUUUGGAAUUAAAUUCGGAACAAAAUUUAGAACAAUCACCAAACGAUGAAACGUGGUUCAUUGAAAAGAAUUCUGAUAUACUGAGUUCAACAAAAAAGGAUGAAUUUUCACCUUCCAUUCCAAUGAAAUCAAACCUAAGCUCAAACCGCAUUCUCGACACCACACAGACUGCGAAAUCAUCCCUUUUAACAAAUAUUCCAUUACCUGAAGUGGAAGACGACAUGGGAGAGUCGAUACAAAAAUUAUUCUCACCUAAAAUUUCAGUUACAGUGGAACCACAAAUUCUACAAGUCAACAAUAUUUUAACAAAUGAUUUCGAAAUUAGGGAAUAUUCAGAAUCGACAGAGGAGCAAUAUAGUUCAGAAGGUGAGCAAUUAGACAAUUUAGUAGAAAUAGCUGAAGGUAAAUUAGAAACAUUAGAGAAAUCUCAUGAAAAUUCAAGUUCAAAAUCGGAGAAUUGUGAAAAUCCUAUGAAAACGUUUACAAUUUUAGAGGAGAAUCUUAAUAUUUCACAAACAGAUGAAAAUGAUUUAAACGAUUCUCAAAAAUCAGAGGAUGAGAGGUAUACUCUUGGAAAAGUUAACGAAAUACAAUCAUUUAUUGAGCAAGAUGAUAAAGAUGAAAGGAUUGAUGAUCGUCAAACUUGUGUUGAUGAAUAUUAUGUAGAUGAAAAGCAUACAAGUGAUGAUUCUUCAGAAUCUAGUGAAGAAGAUACGAACAAAGAUACAUCUGAGCCUAUAAUUACCUCACCAAGAGACAAGGAUGACUCAAGAUUGGAAAUCGAUAGUUUAAACGAUGAUUUGUUAAGCAGCAUUUCGAUUCAUCAAAAUUUGGAAUCCAAAGGGGACUAUCAAGUAACGCCUAUUGUCACAAAUGCAGAGAAGGAAAUUAUGGCAACGAUAGACAAAUUGAAAGCAUCUCUUAAGCAACCUGGUCUGGAAGUUUCAGAAUUGGAUGCUACCCUUCUGAGAAUAGAACAACUUCAAAUUGAACUUGAGAUAAAAAAAUUAGAAGCUGAAGAAGUAUCUUACUACGUGAGAGAAAUUCCAAACAAACCACCACCUCCUUACACUCCUCCUAGUAGUGGUAAACUUUCCACUUCUCAGAGUUCUCCAUCACCACCACCGGCAGUUAUUCCUACAAAUGUAGACGAUCUCACGGUGUUUAUAGAAAGAGCAACAUCUAUUAUAUUUAAAGCAAAAGAGGAUGGUGAGAACAUCAUGAGCUUAGAAGCCCCACCUGAAAUAUGGGAGUUGAGAAAAGACAAUGAUUCUUUAAAAAAAGAUAGGAGAAUUUACAAUACAUUUCUUUUCGACCUCUGCAAAGAGACAAUUGCCGAAGUUUUUUGCGUGAACGACGAUAAGCCUGGUCCAAGUUGGACACGACCAAAUGUUAAAACAAAAACAGCCAUCAAAGUUCCAAAGAGUCUGGAAGAAUUGACAGAUUAUGUGAAUAAGGAAGUUGCCACACUUUUUGGUUUCAAGACAAAGUUGCAACGUGAAAAUAUGGUGAUGCGGUGGAGUCGAAAACGUAGAGACAGAGUUGAUGAAUUACUUGCGAGGGAGGCACAAGCUGAAGAAGAGGAAUGGACUAAAUUUCAUUACGAUGAGUUAGCAGUUAAAAAUGAGCUUACAGUAGCGAUAUUAGACAGUAUCAUAUUAGAAACAGUGAAUGUGGUUAAGACUGCCUUCACCAAGAAGCGUAAACUUAAAGUAUAGCCGUUCUUGCGGUACAACAGUAUUUUCUCAAAAAAAGCAACAUCAUUUUAAAAAAAGAAGCAGAAUUUUCGUUAAACAUUUUUAACGUAACUUACAGAAUAAACGCUCAGACAAGUGUACAAAAAUAACGGUUUCUAGAUAAAUAUCGUUUAUUCAAUUUUGUUAGUUAAUUUUACAGUAAUAUUUAUAACUUGACUAUUAUUUAUUGUUAAAAAAGUACUUUAUUUUCUUAAACUGAAAUAAUUUUAUUACAGUACUGAAACAUUUCAGGGUUUUCUUUAUCUCUUAAUUAUUAAUUAGUAAUUAAUUAUUAAUUAAUAGUACUGUUAACUAUUUAAGUAGUUAUAGCUUUAGAUUUAAAUAAUGUUAAGUGUGAUUUUUAAUUAAUUUUUGUUUUAUUUUUAUUCUUGUCGUAAGUACUUACAGUAGCAAUGUAUGCAAAAAUUAUUCAGAGACACAUUUCAUUAAAGGCAACAGUAAUUACACUGGAACGUUGAUUAUAUCUGACAAUUUAGACGUGUGCAUUUAUAAUUAGAGAAUUGUCAUUUUUAAAUGUUGUUAACAAAGACACACGUAAAGUAUUAUACAUCAUUGGGAACUAUUUAUGUUAAAUUUAUUUUAUCUUAACGUUAUAUGUAUAUAUAGAGUUGUUUUAGAUAGUAAUUAUUUUAAACAUUUUAUUACUUAACCACCAGAGUAAAAUAUUUUAAUUAUUUGCUGCACGAUAUUUAUUAUUGUUUAAUAUUAAUUUUCGAAAUAUCAAGUAACCCAAUAUAUCCGUAAACGUGCGGCAAAUUUGCAGUGCAAGCUUGCUGAAUUAGUUUGCAGGGCAACCUUGGAACAAGAUUACAUGCCAUGCAAGCUUGCGCUGCACUCACAUAGCAUCGAAAGUCUCCUAAAAAAUAAAAUUUGAUUACACUGUGACAUUUGGAGUCUUUAGUUGCAAAGCUAAUGAAAACUUGUGUAAUAAUUAAAAUGACCGUCGUGAGAAAACGUUAUAAGCGAACGUGGACUGAAGAUUAAAAAGAAACUUCUGGACGUUUUAACUAGAAAUAUAAACAGGCAAUAAAAGAAUAAAACUAAUUAAUUGAAAACUAUUGAAUAAUUUAAAAACUUAAAAGUUAACAAGACAGACUUAAAUAUAAAUAUGUAUAUUUUUUUGGAAUUAUUACAUAUGUUCUUAUACUAUCACGGAAUUAAAAUUGCUAAACUUAUGUUCACGACUAACUUCACUUUCUGUCAAUUCUUAUUUUUACAAAAAAUUACUUAUUUGUUUUCUGUUUUUAAUAAAUUUGUCGAGCUCCGUAGAGUGGUACCUAAGAAGCUAAUCAUUUUAAGGUUAUGUUUAAGAUAUUUUACCUUAAUUAUAACUUUUUGUCUAAUUAUGUAAAAUAUAAGUCAUCUUUUAUUAAUUAUUUUAGAUGUAAUGAAGACAAACAUCAGUGGUUUCAAAAUUGAGAGUUGAUCUGCUUUGUUUAUUUUCAUUCCGAAAAUUACAAACAUAACCUAAAGAUUAAAGACUCCAAAAGUCGUAGUAUAACCUAUAAAAUUUUGGGAAACUUGAUGCUUUGCGGGAAAGUUUGGUCGAAAACUUAAGGUUCAAAUAGGUACAUUCGGAUUCGGUCAUUUGGAAAAUAAAGAAUUACUAAAUUUAGUCACAUACACGCUUCGGUAUAAUCAACAAUUGAGUGUAAAUUGUGCAUGAUCAGUGAAUGCAAACUGUACAUAAAUUCACGUUGUUUACUCGUUAAUUAUAAACAUGUUACAUUUCUUUCUCUGUUCUCAAUAAAACUAAUAAUGUAGUGGAAUAAACUUCUGUUACUUUUUUGUUUCGAAAUAAGUUCAUCAUAUGAGACAUUUGAAUGUGAAUAGGAUAAGAACUCCUUUAAAUUUAUAAUAUGUUGUGGUACUUAUAUUUACAUAUUUUGUUCUGAGCUUCCAGAAGCUGUGCUCAAUUGCAGUUGUUGUUAUUAUAAUACAUAAUUGUAAACAAAAUUUUAUAACCUAAAAGACUGAUAUUCGGGGCCAUUUUUCAUCCAAAUUAAUCUUGAGGACUUUCGAAUUCUAUAUAUGUAAAUGUUGAAAAUAAAUAGAAAAAAAAGAAUCGCACUUUUUCAAGUGCUGCAAAUUUUCUCGGUGAUGAUAUCAACAACGAAAUAGUAUUUUAGGUAAUUUAAGAAUUGUUCGAGUCAAUAAAAAUAUAACUGAUUAAAAUAAUACAUUAGAAAAUUCAAGACAUUGUGAAUUGUUGUAUUGAAUUAUUUGACUGGUUACCAGCUUUGCAUUUUUAUAUGAAUGUAAAUGUAUUUCAAUAACAAAAAUGGCAUUAUGACUCGAUUUACAUAUUGUUAAUUUUUCUUUUAUUAAUGUGAUGUAAAUAAAAUAGAAUUCCCGUUUAA